UAUUUAACAUUACUAAAGUUAAUCAGUGGAAUCAGAGUCAUGUAGCCUAAAGGUUCUAUGGCAUAACAUUGUGAUGCCCCCUACAUUCAAACACUUGGUCUUUAGCCUGUUGAAAAGAAACACAACGUUCCAUCAUUAGACUUGGCGACAGGCUCUGAUGAAGAUGCUGCAGGUUCCAGUCAUUUACGGUGCGGUAACGGCACCGUCAGCAUCUCAUUAAUAGUGACAUGAAGGCACCGCUUACAGCAUCACAGAGAGAGUGGAGCUGGCAGCACAGCAUCACAGCCAAUGACCUCAGCGGUUCUGCAGCAGAGAGAGAGAGAGAGACGUGAGAGAGAGAGCGGGUGAGAGGGGGAGGGGGAGAGAAGCGGUAAUGGUAUGAGACGCUCCUAAUCUAUAACCGGAGACGCAGACGGGACAGGACUGGACUGAGUGUGUUCGGUGCAGCUCCCGGAGCAUCUGUCUGUCUCUGCGCAAGAUGCUCAGCAGAACCGGGGAAAACCGAUCGGCCGAUUAACUACGUUAGUCCCUGUUAGGUUAAGGAAGAGAGUCAGAAUGACUAUCCCCAAAGACAUUCCUGAAAAGUGGUUCCCCAUCGUUCUUCCACUGCAACAGAAGAAACAACAAGGACUAGAUGCUGCUAAAACCAAGAAGAAGUGGACAGAGGAGGAGAGGAGGGUCCGGGCCAAUGACAGAGAAUACAACGACAAGUUUCAGUAUGCGAGUAACUGUAUUGUGACGUCUAAGUACAACGUCAUCACCUUUCUGCCCGUCAACCUGUUUGAACAGUUCCAGGAAGUGGCCAACACCUACUUCCUCUUUCUGCUCAUACUGCAGUUGAUUCCUCAGAUCUCAUCUCUCUCCUGGUUCACCACCAUAGUGCCUUUAGUCCUGGUGCUCAGCAUCACUGCAGUAAAGGAUGCCACCGACGACUACUUCCGUCACAAGAGUGACAACCAGGUGAACAACCGGCAGUCUCAGGUCGUCAUCCACGGCUCUCUUCAGAAGGAGAAGUGGAUGAAUGUAAGAGUUGGUGAUAUCAUUAAACUGGAGAAUAACCAGUUUGUGGCAGCUGACCUUCUCUUACUGUCCAGUAGUGAACCUCAUAGCCUCUGUUACAUCGAAACCGCAGAGCUAGACGGGGAGACCAAUAUGAAGGUACGUCAGUCUCUGUCUGUGACUGCAGAGCUGGGAGACCCCAACAACCUGGCCUCUUUUGAUGGUGAGGUGGUCUGUGAGCCUCCCAACAACAAGCUGGACAGGUUCUGUGGUCUUCUGUGCUGGAGAGAUUGUAAAUACCCCCUGAGCAACCACAACAUGUUACUACGAGGCUGUGUUCUCCGCAACACAGAGACCUGCUACGGACUGGUUAUCUUUGCAGGCCCAGACACCAAACUGAUGCAGAAUAGUGGUCGCACCAAGUUCAAACGCACAAGCAUCGACCGCCUCAUGAACACGCUGGUGCUCUGGAUCUUUGGCUUCAUGGUGUGUAUGGGUGUGAUCCUGGCUGUGGGGAACGCUGUGUGGGAGAGAGAGGUGGGUUCUCUGUUCCAGAGUUACCUGGCCUGGGACCUGCCUGUAGACAACUUCCUGUUCUCUGCUUUCCUCUCCUUCUGGUCCUACGUCAUCAUUCUCAACACCGUGGUGCCCAUCUCACUCUACGUCAGUGUGGAGGUGAUUAGGCUGGGUCAUAGUUACUUUAUAAACUGGGACAGGAAGAUGUUCUGUCCACAGUGUAACACAGCAGCUGAAGCCAGGACCACCACUCUCAACGAGGAACUGGGACAGGUGGAGUACAUCUUCAGUGACAAGACAGGAACUCUCACUCAGAACAUCAUGAGCUUCAGCAAGUGCUCUAUCAAUGGACAUGCCUAUGGUGAGGUGAUCGACCCGUUGGGAGUACAGCCAAAGAGGCUAGACUUCUCCUCCUUCAACCCCCUGGCUGACCCUGACUUCUGUUACUAUGACAACGGUCUGCUGAAGUCGGUGAAGCUGGGAGACCUUCACAGCCACGAGUUCUUCCGGCUGCUUUCCCUCUGUCACACCGUCAUGAGUGAGGAGAAGAAGGAGGGAGAGUUGAUGUAUAAGGCCCAGUCUCCAGAUGAGGGUGCGUUGGUGACAGCAGCCAGGAACUUUGGUUUUGUGUUCCGGUCUAGAACCCCUGGUACUGUCACUGUGACAGAGCUGGGCCGACCCGUCACAUACACACUGCUGGCCAUCCUCGACUUCAACAACAUCCGCAAGAGGAUGUCCGUUAUAGUGCGUAACCCCGAGGGGAGGAUCCGUCUAUACUGUAAAGGAGCUGAUACUCUGUUGUUUGAGAGGCUCCACCCCUCCAACCAUCACCUGAUGAACAUCACAACAGAUCACCUUAAUGAGUAUGCUGGGGACGGUCUGCGGACCCUGGCCCUGGCCUACAGAGACCUGUCAGAGGAGCAGUGGGAGGAGUGGUCAGAGAGACACCGCCAAGCAGACAGAGCUACAGACUGUAGAGAGGACAGACUGGCUGACAUAUAUGAACACAUAGAACAGGACAUGAUGCUCCUGGGAGCCACAGCCAUAGAGGAUAAGCUACAGGAGGGAGUUCCUGAGACCAUCGCUAUCCUCUCUCUCGCUAACAUCAAGAUUUGGGUCCUCACGGGAGACAAACAGGAGACAGCAGUUAAUAUAGGUUACUCCUGUAAGAUGCUGACUGGUGAUAUGACUGAGGUGUUCAUCAUCAGUGGAAACACAGUGCUGAGUGUCAGAGAGGAACUCAGGAGAGCGAGGGAGAGGAUGAUAGAGUUUGCCCGUACGAGAGAGGGAGGAAAUGAGGAGGGGAUGGAGGGAUGGGGCGAGGCCUGUUCUCUGGGGAAUGGGUUUGGGGAAGACGGGGGAGGAGAGGGGAGAGAGUGGCCCUCCGUGGGGGACAAACAGCAGCAGUGUCCCCCUCCCCCUGGCCCUCCUGCCCCUCGACCCCCCUCCUCAACCACGCUAGACUCCAUAUCUGGAGAGUUCGCCCUCGUCAUCAACGGACAUAGCCUGGCCCAUGCGUUGGAGGCUGAUAUGGAGGGGGAGUUUGUGUCAACAGCGUGUGUCUGUAGAGCAGUGAUCUGCUGCAGGGUGACUCCUCUACAGAAAGCCCUGGUGGUGGAGCUCAUCAAGAAACACAAGAAAGCUGUCACCCUGGCCAUAGGAGACGGGGCUAAUGAUGUUAGCAUGAUCAAGACGGCUCAUAUAGGAGUGGGCAUCAGUGGUCAGGAGGGCAUCCAGGCAGUGCUGGCGUCUGACUACUCCUUCUCCCAGUUCCGCUUCCUCCAGCGCCUGCUGCUGGUCCACGGACGCUGGUCCUACCUCCGCAUGUGUCGCUUCCUCUGCUACUUCUUCUACAAGAACUUUGCCUUCACCAUGGUGCACUUCUGGUUUGGCUUCUUCUGUGGCUUCUCUGCCCAGACAGUAUAUGAUCAGUACUUCAUCACUCUCUAUAACAUCGUCUACACCUCUCUCCCCGUGCUGGCCAUGGGAAUAUUUGACCAGGACGUCCCAGAGCAGCGUAGUCUGGAGUAUCCUAAGCUGUAUGAGCCAGGUCAGCUUAACCUGCUGUUCAACAAGAGAGAGUUCUUCAUCUGUAUAACCCAGGGUAUCUACUCUAGUGUUGUGUUGUUCUUCAUACCCUACGCCAUCCUGUCCCACGGAACCCAGGGCACCGGGGAACCCCUCGCUGACUACCAGACCUUUGCUGUUACCACGGCUACCGCCCUGGUGAUCGUGGUCAGUGUGCAGAUUGCUCUGGACACAGGCUACUGGACAGCCAUCAACCAUUUCUUUGUGUGGGGCUCUGUGGGCACCUUCUUCACCAUCAUGUUGGCCAUGCACAGCCAGACUCUGUUCAGCAUCUUUCCCAACCAGUUCCACUUCGUAGGCAGUGCCCAGAGCACACUGGUCCAGCCGCUGGUGUGGCUGACCAUCGUCUUGGCCACAGUGAUCUGCAUCGUACCAGUUCUGGCGUUCCGAUUCCUCAAACUGGACCUGAAACCACAGCUCUCUGAUACGGUGCGUUACACCCAGCUGGUGCGUCAGAAGACGAGGAAGCCAGCGGGUCGAUGCAUGGGAGGAGUCAGGGGCAGGGGCGGGGGCGUGCCUGAGGGUCGUCUGGGGGCGAGGGGCGGGUCCAGGAGGUCAGGAUAUGCCUUUGCCCACCAGGAGGGAUUUGGGGAGCUCAUCACCUCUGGGAAGAACAUGAGACUGUCCUCCCUGGCCCUGGCCAACUUUGCCUCCAGACACAGCUCCAGCUGGAUAGACACCCUGCGCAAAAAGAAACACUCAACCACACAUCCCCCCCAGAGCGCCUCAGGAGAGAGCAGCCCAGCUCCUAGCUAUGUGUCUGGAUCAGCUCCCCCCCUGUCCAAUUCAUCCUCUCUCCUGGGGGGGUCGCAGGACACUCCCCUGGAGGAGGGAACACACACGCUGCCUGUCAUACUCCCACAGGUGGCUUCUGGCGCUCCCACAACCACACCUCCAGCGUUAGCUCCAGCCCAGGUCCCCUCUACUGACGCUCUCACCCCCACCUCGGUGAGGAGUCCUGGGGAGACUCGGUUGGUGGCUGGAACCUUAGUCUGGGCGCUGUACAGGAUGCUCUAUUUGGUUGGAGGGGCGGUGCCUCUCGCACCAGCGGAACCAGCAGCCCGGGACCUCCCCUUGUUCCCAAGGAAAACAACCACACCGUGUGAGACGGAUGGACAGAUGAUAGAAAGAAGAAGGACAGGCUGUCAUAUCCCACUGGAUUCUCUUGGAAUACGUGAAGAAAUACUGCAUUUGGAAGUUUGGAAUACUGAAGUUGGAAUGGCACUCACCCUGGGUUAGGAAGCGAUCCAAAGUGGCAGCCAUUGUAGGCAGAAGGCAUACACACCCAUCAACACCCACUGGUAUUUGUAUGACACUGUCGUUGCAAUAGUGUUGGUACAUAUAUGUAUCCGUCUGAAAGAUAGUGUGUGGUAUUUGUGAUAGACAUGCUCAGACUACCCACAACCCACUUCUCUGUUUUCUUCAACCAAUGAGGUGGACUGAAAGAAGCACUUCUUCAUGCAAAUGAUGUAACCAUCUGCUGAAGAGCUUGGUACCACAGGGAUCCGGAGAGAAACCCCGCUCCAACAACACCACUGUGGUUCAGACAUGACUAUACUAUUUAUACAAUGGAUCAUAUGUCAUAACAUAUCAGAUUGGUUCAAAACAAAGUAUUGAAUUGAGUCUUUAUGACAGAAGAGAGGUCCAUUUGAUCGUCAGAAAGGUGGUGAAUUGAGUCUUUAUGACAGAAGAGAGGUUCAUUUGAUCGUCAGAAAGGUGGUGAAUUGAGUCUUUAUGACAGAAGAGAGGUUCAUUUGAUCGUCAGAAAGGUGGUGAAUUGAGUCUUUAUGACAGAGGGGGGGUCAUUUGAUCGUCAGAAAGGUGGUGAAUUGAGUCUUUAUGACAGAAGAGAGGUUCAUUUGAUCGUCAGAAAGCUGGUGAAUUGAGUCUUUAUGACAGAAGAGAGGUUCAUUUGAUCGUCAGAAAGGUGGUGAAUUGAGUCUUUAUGACAGAAGAGAGGUUCAUUUGAUCGUCAGAAAGGUGGUGAAUUGAGUCUUUAUGACAGAAGAGAGGUUCAUUUGAUCGUCAGAAAGGUGGUGAAUUGAGUCUUUAUGACAGAAGAGAGGUUCAUUUGAUCGUCAGAAAGGUGGUGAAUUGAGAUGAAAUAGCAGAAUGAGUGGUUUUUAUGAUCAGCUGUUGUUAGACAUAGUACUCCAAUACACCUGUCUGUAUCCAGCUGUUAACCAAUCAUAAACAUGUCUUUAAUAGGCCAAGUAAUGCUAUCUACCUUCUCUAAUAAUGUAUGACACAGUGUAAACCAAUGCAGUAGUGUAGAGCUGUCCAUCUAACCUGUACAGUCUGUAUGAGGAAGGUCUCUGGAACCUUAUCAGUGGUCCUGGUCUUUGUAUUCAUGGUUACAUAUUGCUGUGUCACCAUGCCCAAAGACUUAGUCAAACCAGACAGGCUGCACGAUCCUACACUCUUAUGGGUACAUACUACUGUACAUUCUCUAUCUGUCUGCCUGACUGUCUGUCUGACUGACAUUUUCACAUACAUAGUCCGUCUGUUGUUUUAGCCAAUAACUUGGCAGGACACUGAGGGGUUCAGUCAGCCAACCAAUGACUGAAGAAUGCAGGAUGCUGUCCUUGCUGGAAUGUUGUAGUAUAUGUCAUCAUAAGUUCAUGGGCGGAGCUUCUGUGUUCACUAUAGUUCUCAGUGAGAAUGCCAUUUUAAGCUUACCGGACACAGCAAGACUCCUCUUCGUCAUGUUCUUCUUCAUCCUCCUCCUCUGCACCAUAUUGGUGACCUGCUGCUGGGCCCAUAGACAGAACUACAGUUAUAUCUCAGACUCUGAGCCCCACCUGUACUGGGCUUAAGAGAGAGGAGAUGGACUUCUAACAAAAACCUGGACCUCCAUGUUGCUUUGGGGCGGACUGAGUGUGUGGGAAAGUAUGCUAAUAUGGACUUAUACAGUCAGACAGUAACCUGUAGUUACCUAGAGACUGAGCUGGUCUAGGAACAGGAGAACGUGUUAAUGAGGGAGGGAUCAGGGAUGUUAUUAUUAAGCCUUAAUAAAUCCACAGUAAUGAUGAUCAACCCAAUUCAUCCCUCUACUAGGCAUGUCAUCAUGUAGCGUAUUCCUUCUAUACAGCAGGGGGAAACAAACCCAGUCCUCCAGGGCCACUGGAAUGAUGCUUUCACUGUUGUACUCUACAGCAUACAGCUUCUGGUUAGAAAGAUAUAGGGUGAAACUAGGUGAGACAGCUGUUGUACUCUACAGCAUACAGCUUCUGGUUAGAAAGAUAUAGGGUGAAACUAGGUGAGACAGCUGUUGUACUCUACAGCAUACAGCUUCUGGUUAGAAAGAUAUAGGGUGAAACUAGGUGAGACAGCUGUUGUACUCUACAGCAUAAAGCUUCUGGUUAGAAAGAUAUAGGGUGAAACCAGAUGAGACAGCUGUUGUACUCUACAGCAUACAGCUUCUGGUUAGAAAGAUAUAGGGUGAAACUAGGUGAGACAGCUGUUGUACUCUACAGCAUACAGCUUCUGGUUAGAAAGAUAUAGGGUGAAACCAGGUGAGACAGCUGUUGUACUCUACAGCAUACAGCUUCUGGUUAGAAAGAUAUAGGGUGAAACUAGGUGAGACAGCUGUUGUACUCUACAGCAUACAGCUUCUGGUUAGAAAGAUAUAGGGUGAAACUAGGUGAGACAGCUGUUGUACUCUACAGCAUACAGCUUCUGGUUAGAAAGAUAUAGGGUGAAACUAGGUGAGACAGCUGUUGUACUCUACAGCAUACAGCUUCUGGUUAGAAAGAUAUAGGGUGAAACCAGAUGAGACAGCUGUUGUACUCUACAGCAUACAGCUUCUGGUUAGAAAGAUAUAGGGUGAAACUAGGUGAGACAGCUGUUGUACUCUACAGCAUACAGCUUCUGGUUAGAAAGAUAUAGGGUGAAACUAGGUGAGACAGCUGUUGUACUCUACAGCAUAAAGCUUCUGGUUAGAAAGAUAUAGGGUGAAACUAGGUGAGACAGCUGUUGUACUCUACAGCAUACAGCUUCUGGUUAGAAAGAUAUAGGGUGAAACCAGGUGAGACAGCUGUUGUACUCUACAGCAUACAGCUUCUGGUUAGAAAGAUAUAGGGUGAAACCAGAUGAGACAGCUGUUGUACUCUACAGCAUACAGCUUCUGGUUAGAAAGAUAUAGGGUGAAACUAGGUGAGACAGCUGUUGUACUCUACAGCAUACAGCUUCUGGUUAGAAAGAUAUAGGGUGAAACCAGAUGAGACAGCUGUUGUACUCUACAGCAUACAGCUUCUGGUUAGAAAGAUAUAGGGUGAAACCAGAUGAGACAGCUGUUGUACUCUACAGCAGUGGUAUUCAAAGUCCAGGUCUCGAGUGAACUGCAGUUGGAUCGCAGCCAGAAAACAAAAAAACAUAUAUUUUUUUUAGGAACAAAAAAUGAAGAGUACAGAUUAUUGUAUGGGUCAACAUAAAAAUGUUUUUGAGAAAGAUCAUUUGAAAAAUAAAAUGUAUUUAUUGUUUUCUUUUAAUUUUGAUAAGAGAUGAA
Salmo salar (Atlantic salmon) is the source of this 8110-nucleotide messenger RNA. The record is from RefSeq and is a predicted model, not a curated record. Lineage: Eukaryota; Metazoa; Chordata; Actinopteri; Salmoniformes; Salmonidae.